Oreochromis niloticus (Nile tilapia) is the source of this 3950-nucleotide messenger RNA. It is a transcript of the gene popdc1, whose product is annotated as popeye domain cAMP effector 1. Lineage: Eukaryota; Metazoa; Chordata; Actinopteri; Cichliformes; Cichlidae. Bases 182 to 1267 code for a protein of 361 amino acids. Gene Ontology annotation, molecular function: cAMP binding. The record is from RefSeq and is a predicted model, not a curated record. The transcript is spliced from 8 exons. Gene Ontology annotation, biological process: regulation of membrane potential; skeletal muscle tissue development; striated muscle cell differentiation. Gene Ontology annotation, cellular component: sarcolemma.
UCUUGGGUACUGCUCUCACCUUGUUCCCAUUUUAGCGUUUUCCUGUCAGCUGUGUGGAAUGUGAGACGCAGACAGCAUCAGAGGCUCCAGCCGAUACGGCCGCUUUUCCCUCUCACUCUCACUGCUGUCCAGAGCUCCUCCGGCUGCUCCUCAGAUCGUGUCCAAGGUGCCUAGCCAAAGGAUGUCCUCCACCCCAGAUGUGCCCACCCUCCUGCUCACCACGCUGUCCUCCUUCCCUUCUUCCAUCCCGGCCGUCACGUCUACAGAUUUAAAUGCCACCUCGUGCCAGGAGUGGGAGCGGACCCACCACCUGCUAUUCCAUGUGGGAAACUUGUCCUUGCUGUUGGGCCUGGCCAUCCCGACUACCUUGGCUCUGCACAUGAUCAUGCUGCGUCUCCUCCUGACAGCAGGAUGUGGUUUAUUCAUCGCGUGGGCCACGCUGUUCAGGUGCAACAUGGAUCUAAUGGUUUGGAACGUGGUCUUCCUGGUGAUCAACUUCGUACACCUUUUCUACCUUUUGUAUAAACGCAGGCCGAUUAAGAUUGACAGGGAGUUGCGGUCAGUCUACAAGAGGAUGUUUGAGCCUCUGCAUGUGCAGCAGGCUUUGUUCCAGCGACUCACGGGACAGUUCUGCACCAUUCAGACGCUGAAGAAAGGCCAGGCCUACGCUGCUGAGGACAAGACGUCUGUAGACGAACGCCUCAGCAUUCUGCUCAGAGGAAAGAUGAAAGUUUCAUACCGAGGCCAUUUUCUCCACAACAUCUACACCAACUCAUUCAUUGACUCUCCAGAGUUCAGGUCCACUGAGAUGCACCGAGGAGAGAAGUUUCAGGUGACCAUCAUGGCAGAAGAGAACUGUAAGUUCCUGUGUUGGUCUCGAGAGAGACUUACCUAUUUCCUGGAGUCAGACACUUUCCUUAAUGAGGUUUUCAGGUUCCUCAUCGGCAAAGAUAUCACCAACAAACUGUACUCUCUGAAUGAUCCCACACUCAGUGACAAGGCUGUGAAGAAAAUGGACCGACAGCCUAGCCUGUGCUCCCAGUUGUCUAUGACGCAGAUGAGAAACAGCAUGGCGAGCACCAGCGACACCGAUGAUGUUCUCAACCAGAUCCUACGAGGUGGAUCUGCUGGAUCAUCACUCCAGAUUUCACCCGGCACCAAAGCCUCCUCAAAAAUGAAGCCUAUAGAAGAAGGCAUGGAGGAUGAUGUGUUUGAAGAAUCUGCUUCGUCUGACCACAUGCCCAACACUUCCACUGAGAAUGUGUAGCCAGCAGUGGUCACAGGGGCAUGCUAUGAAGUCCAACACAGCGGACACAACUUUCCUUGUGUUAGCUUGAAGGACCCAGUCAGACAUGAUGGGUAUUAUGACGGUGGUUGUCAACUUUCUUAUGUUUCCUCACAUAAAAAUGUGCAUUUCAUGUGUCAUAUGUCUUUUGCACAGAAUCAUCCCUGUGACCGCAACAUACUAAUUAGGAGAUGUUAUCAGAGAAGAAUCUUUAAAAAGCUUCAAAAAUAAAACUAAAAUGUAAUAUCCUUGCAAAUAGGACCAAAGUUAAUGCUGCAAAAAUCUUUAAUACAGUGAUUUAGCACAAAGUAAACAUUUUUAAUUGAGGUAAUAUAUUUAUUUUACCACUGAGUUUAAACAUUAAAGGUUCAAAAGCCUAAUAAAGGCUAUGGGAGCAAUUCAAGCAGUGUAAAGGAGACAAGUAAGUAAAUCCCAAAAGGUUCAUUCUGUUCUCACUGAAAAUAUCCAGAUGGACAGAAUCAACCUUUGAAGUAUAAAAACAUUUAUAUAUUUUCUGCAUCACCAACUGAAUACAUGCAAUUUGCUGUGACAAUGCACUGCUGUGGCAAUUCAUUUGUGAUGUUAGUAAGGUACAACUUAACAAAUUUCUCAUAUAAAAUUUACUCUCCCAGCAAAGAAUCAUUUGAAAGAAUCCUUUUAAGAAUCAGUCAAACAUGGUACUAAUUUUAAUCUGAAACUCUAAACCACAGAGUUUACAAAGAGAGCCACUGUCAUGAUGCAAACCUCUGUCUUUAAGCCCAACAUAGCUCACCAACCCUUAAUCUUGCUUCAUAGUACAUCACUCAGAUCCAUAUUCUAUAGAUAUGUUUAGCACACUAACUGGGUUAGCUGCAGCUCAGGAGGCGGAGCAGAUGGUCUAUAGUUGGCUGGUUUGAUCCCUGGCUUAUCUCCAGUCUGCACGCCGAAGUUUCCUUAGGCACGAUACAAAACCCAGAGUUGCUCUCUGAUGCACUCAUCAGAAUAUGAAUGUGUGAGAUGUUAGAUAGAAAGCACUUAGGCAUAGAAGAAGGUCUUGCAUGAAUGGGUGUGAAUACAUGAAUGAGGCAUGUUGUAUUGACUUUGAGUGCUCAAGUAGAAACGUGCUGUUCAUUUACCAUCAGUACACAUUUUUCUAUUUUCUAUUGUCUCAGACCUGAACAAACAGCAACAAAGUUGAUACAUUAUGCCAUAUUACACUAUAAUGUUCUUAGUUCUUACUACAAAUGUUUGAUUUGGAGUUCACCGUGUAUUAAAUGUAUGUGAUCACAUGUAUGAACAAUGCAUCCAGAAGGUAUUCAGAGCAUGUCACUAGUUCCAUAUCCUGUCAUGUUACGGUGCUUUUUCACCCUAAAACCCUACACACAAUACCCCACAGUGACAAAGGGGAAAAUGUUUGCUUGAAAAUGUAUUUAAAAAAACAAAAACUAAAUACUACAUGUGCAUAGGUUUUCAUAGUUUUCACAGUCAGACCUGAGCUAAGGAGGAUCCUGUUUCCGCUGAGUAUCUGUCACAUGUUUCUACAACUUUAUUGACUGUCGUAAAUUCAGUUUAUUGGACAUGAUUUGAAAAGGUAUGCACCUGUCUGUAUGAGCUCCCCUAGUUGACAGUUUAUAUUAAAGCACAAACCAGUCCAGGAGUCUAAGAAGUUGCCUGUAGACUUCCAAGACAGGAUUGUAAUUGAGGCCCAGAUCGGGCGAAGGGUACAUUUCUGUAGCAUUGAAGGUGCCAUUGAACAAAUGUCGGACCUUUUUUUUUAUUUUAAAUUCACUUGUUUUCUGUUUAGUCAUGCAUUUUUAAAUUAAAUACUCUGAGGAUAUCCACGCAAGCUCUGGUGUAGAAAUGGCUGUAAUAAUACUGCAAAGAUCCGUUCUCUGAUUCACUGAUAGUGAAGAAACACUCAGUGCAUCAUGGGAAGCAGCAGCCUAUUGCAGUGACACUGAGGAUUCAGGGUCACCUGAUCCAGCCCUAACUGUGUCAUCAAAAAGGAAAGUGUGCUUUAAGUCUGCUCUUUUGGGGUAAUACGGUACUAAGAGUUCAUUAAGAUUUGAUCCCUUUUUGAAAUGAUUAAACUAUUUUCAGGAUUUAAACCCUUUAAAUGUCAGUUUAAACAUUUGAGUUACUAAAUAAUUACUGAAAAAACUAACAGAAAACUGCUUUUUUCCAUAUAAUAAAUAGUAUGGGGUGAUUAGAGUCUUGGACAUUUCAAAGAUCAGCAACAAAACUGAUUUUAAUGCAUUUUCUUUCUUUAGUAUGUGUAGUGCCAGAUACUCCCUAAAAAGUUCACCUCAACUAAAACCACAUUUUUAAUCUCUGUGCCAUUGCAGUGUAAAACAGAAGUAUUGAUUCCUUACUGGAGGGAUGGAUUUUGUCAUUUAAGUUAUUUAAAAAGUUACAGAAUUACUGAAUCUAACACAGAGCAUGAAGUUUAUACAGUGGUUCAAACUUCAUCCUGCUUUACGCCUCCUUGUUUGUAGCAGACUAAGUAUAUAUGAUGGAUGAAAGUGGAGUUAAAGGCGGAGGAUGAAGGAGAUGUUGUGAGUUGAUGAUGAUGAUGACAAAAUGUCAGUCUAUUGGAAGUGCAAAAUACUACAGACCCCUGGCCCCACCAAAACAUUCAGCUUAAGUGGAAACCCUAUACAGUGAAAUAAAUGCAGUUCAAAAUACA